This is a messenger RNA of Paramecium tetraurelia, 819 nucleotides long. RefSeq lists its product as uncharacterized. The transcript has a single exon. The record is from RefSeq and is a predicted model, not a curated record. Lineage: Eukaryota; Ciliophora; Oligohymenophorea; Peniculida; Parameciidae.
AUGGAAAACUAAUUGCCAAUAAGAAAGAAGACCUAUCAUUCAGAGUCUUAGCAAGAUGAUAAGAACAAGCCUGGAGUCAACAAAAACUAAACUGAGAAACUAUUAGAAAGCUUAUAAAAAAUUACCUUGCUGGAUAUUUUAGAUGAAUUUGCUAAAGAAUCAGAAAAUAAGAGCAUAACUGAAAUUUUGAAGACCAUUCUGAAUAAUGUGGAGAAUAAACAAAAGGAGCCUGAGGUAAAGACAGAUUGGGAUGUAGGAAAGUAAGAUAAACCAAAUAAUAAUUAUAACUAAAAAUUUGAGUCAAAUAAUAAUUUUUAAAAUAAUAAAUUUAAAAAGAGAAACACUGAAGGGGGUUGGGGUGACAAUCAAAGAACUGAUUUCAGCAAUAAAGAGAAUGGAAGAGGAGGAAAUUACGAUAGAAAUGGAGGGAAUGAUAGGGGUAAACCUUGGGAAAAUAAAGAUGGUAGAAAACAAAACUUUUAGAGAGGGGAGAACUGGAAAAGUAAUCAGGAAGGCCAGAAGAAUAGAGGAGGAGACUGGAAUAAUAAGUAAGGAAAUGGAGAUUGGAAGUAAAAUGGAACUAAUAAUGAUUGGAAAACAAGUGGUAAUAAUAAUAAUGAUUGGAAAAUAAAUGGUAAUAAUAAUAAUGAUUGGAAAACAAGUGGAACUAAUAAUGAGUGGAAAUCUAGUGGUAUCAAUAAUGAUUGGAAAUCAAGUGGAAACAAUAAUGAAUGGAAAUCAAGUGGUGUCAAUAAUGAAUGGAAGACUGAAACAGCAACUGAAUAGGCACAACCAGUUUCUUGGGGAUCACCUAAGUGA